This is a messenger RNA of Scaptodrosophila lebanonensis, 681 nucleotides long. RefSeq names its product pro-resilin (gene Cpr56F). The transcript has 2 exons. The record is from RefSeq and is a predicted model, not a curated record. Lineage: Eukaryota; Metazoa; Arthropoda; Insecta; Diptera; Drosophilidae. The coding region runs from base 1 to 681 and encodes 226 amino acids. Gene Ontology annotation, cellular component: extracellular matrix.
AUGUUCAUCAUCUGUUACUAUUGCUUUGCAUCGAUCGCGCUGUUUGCCUGCCUGGCCGCUCUAACGCACGCCGAGCCACCACUGCCACAGAAUCAAUACCUGCCGCCCAACCAGGCUCCACAGGCUCCAUCCAACAACUACCUGCCCCCCACUCAGAACUACCAGACACCCUCCAACAACUAUCUGCCACCCCAGCGCGCCGCUGCCCCGCCCAGCAACAGCUACGGCGCCCCCGUUGCACAGCCCCAAAGCAACUAUGGCGCUCCCUCCCUAACAUCGGCUAUAUUCAAGGGUCAGAACGGUGGUGGCGCAUCCAGCGGCUAUGGCGGUGGUAACGGUGGCGGCUAUGGCGGUCAGCGCGAUGAGGAGCAAUACGGUCCAGCUAAAUACGAGUUCAAAUAUGACGUGCAGGACUACGAGUCGGGCAAUGACUUCGGCCAUAUGGAAUCCCGCGACGGCGACCUGGCUGUGGGCCGCUAUUACGUUCUGUUACCCGAUGGUCGCAAACAGAUUGUGGAAUACGAGGCUGACCAGAACGGCUAUCGUCCCACCAUUCGGUACGAGCAGACGGGCAAUGGCAAUGGCAACGGCAACGGUGGACGCAACAGUGGCUACAACAAUGGCGGUGGUGCCGGUGGCUACGACAACAAUGCGCAGGGAAAGUUCGGCGGCUAUCAAUAA